Messenger RNA from Drepanopeziza brunnea f. sp. 'multigermtubi' MB_m1, 729 nucleotides. RefSeq lists its product as uncharacterized. Gene Ontology annotation, cellular component: nucleus; cytoplasm. Gene Ontology annotation, biological process: RNA metabolic process. Gene Ontology annotation, molecular function: RNA binding; sequence-specific DNA binding; single-stranded DNA binding. The record is from RefSeq and is a predicted model, not a curated record. Lineage: Eukaryota; Fungi; Ascomycota; Leotiomycetes; Helotiales; Drepanopezizaceae.
AUGGCGGCGACCUCAGGGAUGGUCGACCCUCGAAUCUUCGAGCAGCUCCAAACCAAGAUCGACGACGACGCCGAAGUUAGAGAACAAAUCAAAUCAAUAACCCAAACACUCGAGAGACAAGGUCGAAGUGCGCAGUCCAUCUUGUCAAGAGCUCAUUCUACACCUGCUGCCAAUCUCCAACCGGUCCUCGAAGCCGCAGAAACCUCGAUCAAAGACGAGAUAGACAGCAUCAGCAAGCUCGCUGCCGCCACCGCAAGCUCCCCAUACUACAAAUACAAUGGUCUUUGGACUCGCGAUGUGCAGAAUGUGGUCUUCUCGAUCCUGAUGUGCGGAUGGCUUGGUGGGAUGAGCAAGGAUGGCAAGGUGGAGCCGGGCAAACUUCUGACGAUUGAGGAAGUUGGAGAAAUCCUUAAUGUCCCAGUCAACCUCAAAGACCGCGACGCUUUCCACAUCACCAUCGAAGAGUACCUUCAGUCUCUCAUCAACCUGAUCGACGAGCUCUCUCGCCUUGCCAUGAACUCUGUCACUCUCGGAGACUACCAGCGCCCGCUACAAAUCAGCCAGUUCGUCAAGGACAUUCACGCAGGUUUUCAGAUCCUGAACCUCAAGAACGGGCCGUUGAGAGUGAGGAGCGAUAGCAUUAAGUAUAGCGUCAAGAAGAUCGAGGAUAUUGUGUACGACCUGUCCUUGCGCGAUUUGAUUCCAAGGGCUGGGGCUCCGGGCGCUUGA